AUGGUUAUCGAGGAGAUCCCCGUGAAGCCAACGCAGGCGCAGUUGCGCCUUCUUCGCGCCCACCUGCCCUACUCGCUGCAGGUCCUCCGUCGCCUGCAGGUUGCCGCCGGCGCCUUUGACGGCAUCAACUCGAAUGGUUUGUCGGGCAGUGGCACUUCCGAGUAUGCCCGCGUCCUAUUUGCCUACGACGGGGCCCAGGUGCCGCCGGAGGCGGAAGACGACGCCGUCCACACGCCCUUUGCGGCUGCCUUUGUGGACCUUUCCAAGGCCCGGGAGACGGCUACCUGGAUCUAUGCGUCCGACCAAGACCAGUCGCUUCCCGCUGGCGCGGACCUGUAUGCCGCCGACAACGACCAGCCCGCGUCCUGGGUCGUCGACCGCGGCGCCGAGCUUGUGUCCGCGUGGUCGCCCGCGCGCCGUGCCCGCAGCCGCCGUCUCGUGCUGGCCCUACUUCGUCGCAUCCGCGCCAUUGCCCAAGACGUUGCACCCGCUCUGGCGGUCCGUUUUCCUGGUCGCUUUGGUACGGAGGGCACAGCCGCGGACGUUGUCAAGAACGUCAAAGCCAACAUCCAUGAUGGCAUCCGCUACCUUUUGCAGAGCCCGGGCAACGCGGCUGACGAUCCCGACCGCACUGCCAUCGUCUUGACGUAUUUUGACGCCUUCGACAAGUGGCUCUUCCGCUUCGAGGAUGUGCCAGUGUUGUCGCAACCGGAGGACACGGAGCUUGUGACGGGUAUCCACGAGGACGUGGCGGACGGCCCGGACGGCGCCCGCGCUUCCUUGUCCUGGGAUAGGGUGCGAUCCCAUGAUGAUGCUUCCCUUGUCAUCAGCCGCACGUCCAUUCCGCGUACCGUGCAUACACUGCUAGGCGUGCCCAGUGUCGCACUGCGAGAAAAGGCUGCGACCAAAGGACAGGACGGCACCCUCCAAGCUUGGGCCUUUGUGGGCGUGGACGGCUCGCUGUGGACAUUGCAUACGGAACCCAAGUACCGGGGCCGCGGCCUGGCCAAGACCCUGGCGGCACGGUUGCUGCGGCAGUACUGCGGCGUGUUUAAUGCCACAGUCGACGGACAAUCAGGAAAUGGCAUCGCUGACGACGCAAAGGGUGACGGCUGGUGUGCCGCUGAUGUCAGUGCCAAGAACCGGCAGAGCCAGGCAGUGUGUCGGCGACUCGGAGGAAAGCGGGCCUGGGCGACGUCAUGGAUCGUGGUCAGUUAUGAUAGCUUGGGAGAUGAUGGAUGA
Molecule: messenger RNA, 1242 nt
Organism: Sporothrix brasiliensis 5110
Lineage: Eukaryota; Fungi; Ascomycota; Sordariomycetes; Ophiostomatales; Ophiostomataceae
Exons: 1
Coding region: 1-1242 (413 amino acids)
Source: RefSeq, a predicted model, not a curated record